UCUCAGAUCUCAUCAUUGAAGGAUUAGCUUGAACCUUGUUCUAGUCUAUAUAUACCUUCACUUUCACAGCUUUAUUAGCAUUAAUUCUCUUGCUGAUCCCACCAGUUGCAGAACCCCGCAAGAAACUGAGCCAUGUCUACUAUUUCGAAGAGAGAUAAGACUUGUUCUAAGGAGGAAGAAGAGAGUACUGAGAUGAGACGAGGCCCUUGGACUCUUGAAGAAGACAGCCUCCUCAUCCACUAUAUUGCUCGCCAUGGUGAGGGUCGCUGGAAUAUGUUAGCAAAAAGUGCUGGAUUGAAGAGGAAUGGGAAAAGUUGCAGACUCAGAUGGCUUAAUUACUUGAAACCAGAUAUCAAGCGAGGAAACCUUACCCCGCAAGAACAGCUCUUAAUCCUAGAACUUCAUUCUAGGUGGGGUAACAGGUGGUCGAAAAUUGCUCAGCAUCUGCCAGGAAGAACUGAUAAUGAGAUCAAGAACUAUUGGAGAACCAGAGUGCAGAAACAAGCACGCCAUCUUAAUAUUGAAUCUGGAAGCAAGAAAUUCAUUGAUGCGGUUCGGUGUUUCUGGAUGCCAAGAUUGGUUCAAAAGGUUGAACAGAAACAGAAUUCUUCUCCUUGUACUGCUGCUGCUGCUGCUUCGUACUCUUGUUCUCUCACAGCAGGCACGAACCUUCAUGUUUCUUCUUCAUCAUCUUCCCCAAUGUUGUCAACCUGCAACAACUCUGUUAUGCCUUCUCUGUCUUCAUCAUCAUCACCAAUAUCAUCUUUCCAGGCAAAUUUUCCCAGCAAUUUCUGCUCCAAUCCCAGCAAUUUUCCCUCUGAUUCCUGGCAAUUCUCGCAGGUUCUGGAACCUCCUAAUUCAGAACUCCCAGCAAGUAGCUCUUAUUAUUUGUUGGAGAACAAUGCUUUUUACAGCAACCCAAUUCAGGAAAACUUGUUGGUGAACAAUAACAUUAUGGGUACUCAUGGGUAUGAAAUCAUGGAUUAUAAUAAUCUGAUCAAUAAUCAUCAGCAGGAACCAGCGACAAUGAUGGAAACUUAUGACAUGUUGCCGUUUGAUUAUUAUCAGCCAGUGGCAGAAAAUGACUGGACGUUAGGAAACAUGGCAGAGACUUUAUGGAACAUGGAAGCUCUGUGACAGAGAAUAGCCAUUCGCAUGCAUCUCGGCUUCUUUUUACCGUUGGAUGGUCAAUCAAAGAUUCAUGUAAUAUUAUACGGAGAUCUUUAAUGUUUCCUGUUCUUGUUACAGUUUUUAAUUAAGGUUCAGGUUAUUAGGUAUAGAACUCUGAUCAUCGUGUAUUGCAUGCAUGUCUUUGUUCUAUGAUUAACAUAAUAUGUAUGCUUAAUCAUGUCUAAAUAUGGCAUAUUUAGAUAGAAAUGACAGUCAAGGAUGAGGUUUAAUUAAUUAUUAGUUUUGGAAAAGAAUGUGAUUUGACUACGA
Prosopis cineraria is the source of this 1440-nucleotide messenger RNA. Its product is annotated as MYB-like transcription factor EOBI. Gene Ontology annotation, molecular function: DNA-binding transcription factor activity; sequence-specific DNA binding; catalytic activity. Gene Ontology annotation, biological process: regulation of DNA-templated transcription. Bases 133 to 1137 code for a protein of 334 amino acids. Lineage: Eukaryota; Viridiplantae; Streptophyta; Magnoliopsida; Fabales; Fabaceae. The record is from RefSeq and is a predicted model, not a curated record. The transcript has 3 exons. Gene Ontology annotation, cellular component: nucleus.